Messenger RNA from Drosophila mauritiana, 737 nucleotides. RefSeq names its product ELMO domain-containing protein C. Bases 25 to 705 code for a protein of 226 amino acids. NCBI's taxonomy places the organism in Eukaryota, Metazoa, Arthropoda, Insecta, Diptera, Drosophilidae. The transcript has 3 exons. The record is from RefSeq and is a predicted model, not a curated record.
AAGCGUAUUCAGAAACCGCACUAAAUGUGCAAAUGGCAGCAUAUCUUCGUAUUGAUUUCCUUACUGCCACGUAGACAUGGACUUGAGAGGCGGGAUUCCUUGCUCGGUAAGCAUUUACCUUCAGUGCCUUUUGAUAAGGUCGAUAAGCUAUUAUCGGAAAUAGAAACAACCCAUAGAGCUCUCCGCAUAAAUCGGCAGUCAUGUAACAACAGCUCAAUUCAAGUAAAUGGUCUGGCCAACGGUUCCUCUUUACUGGAAAGCACAGAAAAGCAGAUACUGCUUUUGACACGACUUUUCAACACCAGCUGUCCAAAUGAAUAUCAUCGGGAAAUCCCGAGAGCACGCUCGGAUUAUAAAUCAUUCCAUUAUCCAUUUGUACCAGAAUAUGAAUAUAAUCCGAAUUGUCCUCAAAACACAAAACCUUGCAAGGGAUUAAGCCCUACUACUACUACUCCUGCUACUACUACUACUACUACUACUACUACUACUACUACUACUACUACUACUUCUACUACUACUACUACUACCACCACAACUACUCCUACUACUACUACCACCACUACCACUCCUACUACUACUACGGUGCCUACAACUACUUCUCCUAAAACUAUUCCAUUUGUGGAUCCUACCUCCACACCAGGCCCCACUGGCUCAGACGAGGAAUAUGUGAUACAAAACAUAAACUUUUUUAGAAAUGAUGUAUAAAUAGUAAUUAUAAUAUUAUUUUUAGAUAUUAA